Messenger RNA from Platichthys flesus (European flounder), 782 nucleotides. RefSeq names its product histone H2A.Z. Gene Ontology annotation, cellular component: nucleosome. Gene Ontology annotation, molecular function: structural constituent of chromatin; DNA binding; protein heterodimerization activity. The transcript is spliced from 5 exons. Lineage: Eukaryota; Metazoa; Chordata; Actinopteri; Pleuronectiformes; Pleuronectidae. The record is from RefSeq and is a predicted model, not a curated record. Bases 124 to 510 code for a protein of 128 amino acids.
UAAGGAUGAGCUAUAUAGCACGUCCAGCUGUGGGCGGGCGUUGUAGUUCAAACUAAGGGACGAUACUCGCGCGGAGCUGUGUCAGUGUCCUGUAGCGUUGGAUAUUAUCCGAGCAUUCUAAACAUGGCUGGCGGCAAAGCAGGGAAGGACUCGGGGAAGACCAAGACCAAGGCUAUCUCGCGCUCACAGAGAGCAGGACUGCAGUUCCCCGUGGGCCGUAUCCACAGACACCUCAAGACGAGGACCACCAGCCACGGCAGAGUGGGAGCCACCGCCGCCGUGUACAGCGCUGCUAUUCUCGAAUACCUCACAGCCGAGGUCCUGGAGUUGGCAGGAAACGCAUCGAAGGAUCUGAAGGUGAAGCGCAUCACCCCCCGCCACUUGCAGCUGGCCAUUAGAGGAGAUGAGGAGUUGGAUUCACUCAUCAAGGCCACCAUUGCCGGUGGAGGUGUUAUCCCUCACAUCCACAAGUCUCUGAUUGGAAAGAAGGGCCAGCAGAAGACUGUAUAACGUGGAGUCCCCUGGAAGUCGUGCCAUCUCAGGACGAUGUCUACAUCAAGUGAUUGUUUGUCUUUAGAUUAGAUCGCCUUUAGGAGUUGUUUGUAUUGUUGAGCUUGCAUUUACUCACCUGGGGUAUUUUUAAAAAGUGGCUUCAGAGAAGCUCAUCUUUUUGUUUUUUUUGGCUUUUUUUUUUUUCUGGUGCUGCAGUUCAUGUGUCAAAAACUUACGUUGUCGCAUUCCCGUGUUUAAAGUGGUGUUUUAAUAAAGCUCUUGUUCGGGCA